CGCCGUAUAAAGUAUAGAAAAUGCAUAGGAGAAGAAUUAAGUGAGCAGCACUUACUUCGUGGUGAGAAUGAGAACUAUUGUGUUUGCGCAACUGGAUCGUAUCAUUAUAGCGUUGUAAGUCGUACAUUUUGUAUACUUAAAAUAGUGUGAAAAAAAUCAAGUAUAUACAUGUACAUGUGCAUUCACCUGUGGCGAUAUAUUCAAAAGAGGAAAAUGUUUCUGAGAACAUCAUAAAAACAGGCUAUGGGACGCUGUGAGAAUUCGUCAUACGUACGUAACGCAAAACAUCUACGAAUAGCGGGGUUUUAACUAACAUUAUUUCGCGCUGCAAGCCAGACCGCGCUGCUACGAGUAGGAUCGACCGCCUGUGCCACUAAAGACCAUGAGAUCUAGAGUGGGCGGAAGAAGCGUUACGAACCCAGGUUACCUGUAACAAGAACGUUCAGAAAGUUCUUCUAAGCAACCAGGAUAUCAUUAUGAUCUCAUAUUUGCUUCGUCUUAGCAGGAAACGGUUUGCCUACGAAGUGAUAAGUUGAUACUUUACCGAUAUUCUAUGACUUCUAACUCUCGUGCCACCAACGCUGCUAUGGUGGUUCUCACUUAUGCAAAGUGAAUUCGUCUUGCAACAUUAACCAACAGGAAGCUUAAAUAUCAAUUUGUCAUUGAUGGUGCGUGGUACAAACAUAAUAUGUAGAUGAUACGCGCUCUCCGAUACCUAACGAUGCAUUUGUAUUUUGUUGACAAAAUACACUUCGUAUGCCUGAUGGACAUCUAUUUCUAGUAUUAAACGGCAAUAAACACACCUACACGCAUCCGUCACUGGUAAACAUUGGUCAUAUCGCCUCUCAUCAUUUCAAUUAUGGCGGAUUUCAACAUAUUCGUUCUGGUGUUCAUGGGAAUAUCUGUGCUGCUUUACGGAGGAUUGGUCAAAUCAGACACAGAACACUUAAACAACGAAGCCAAACUAAUUCGACACCUCACCAGCCCUGCGACAUAUGAGAAGACAGCCAGGCCGGUGGUCAAUGCGUCACUUCCGAUUCAACUCAAUGUCACGUUUUACCUGAACACCUUAGUGAAACUGAAUGACAAAGAACAGGAACUAGUUUUUUCUGGAUACAUGGAAGUCACUUGGGUCGAUGAGGGCCUAAAAUGGGAUCCGUCCAAGUACGAGGGACUUCGUAAAAUAGGAAUACAGUCCGAUAAAGUUUGGAUACCAGACAUCGGUUUGUUCAAUAGUCUGGAUGCCAAUUUCGACUUUUCUCAAGGAAACAGGAUAAAGUUUUUCGCCAUAUCAACAGGCGUCGUCAAAUGGUACACGGGCGCCAUAUACAGAGUAGGAUGUUCUCUAGACAUGACUUACUUUCCAUUUGAUGACCAGGAGUGUUCUUUAAGUUUCGGAAGCUGGUCAAUGGACGGUUACAUGAUGAAGUUUGUCAGCUCUAGACCAGACAUCGACCUGGACAACUACGCCGUGAAUGGCGAAUGGGGCAUCACACAAAAUCACGUCGAAGCGGAAACCUCAAUCAUCGACCCGGACAACCCGGAGUCGUACUGGUCGCGGUUUAUCGUCAACGUGAACUUGAAGAGGAAAAGUGCUUUUUACAUCUUGAACAUUAUCUUUCCUUGCGUGGCGAUAUCCAUGUUGGUCCUGAUGGUGUUCUGUGUCCCGAGUGAGUCAGGGGAGAAAGUGUCCCUGGGCAUUACCAUUCUCCUUGCUUUUUCCGUAUUCCAGUUGGUGAUUGCCGAGACAAUGCCGAAGACAUCUGACACCACUCCAAUUUUAGUCAUCUAUCUGACGCUGCUGAUGGGAAUAUCAGCGAUAUCGACAAUACUAACAGUAGCCAUCUUGAACCUGUUCCACAAAGAUGGCGAUCAUGACAUGUCCGGAUUGUUGCAGCUUCUGGUCUUUAAUUAUCUUGCGAGGAUCACGGGGAAGACGGCGGAGGCAAAGCCUUACCGGGUGCCGCGGGCGCACCGGCAACAAAUCGAACCGAAGCCUACGCAUAAUCAAGUCAAUAAUCUAGGCAAUGAUCUAUUUAAUCACAACGAACUUGGUAGCACAGUUAUUCUAUCAAACUACGAGACGCCAUCGAUCAAGAAGGACUCUGAUCCGGUGGUGCAGCUUCUGCAGGAGAUUCUCCAUGAACAACGAGAGAGGAACCAGAAGUAUGAGCUGGCCGCGGGGCAGGAGGCAGUGAGAAAGAAAUGGGUCACUGCCGCGCGGAUUAUUGACAAAUUCCUCAUGAUGGUAUACUUCUUCACCACCACCUUGAUAACUGUUGUGUGUUUGAUUAUCGUUCCAAGUGUUCCCCGUCCAUUAAAGGAAAAUCACUGAUAUCUGAAAACUCAGAAAAGUAAGAACUAUAUAGUAAUAGCUACAAUGUACAUUAGACUCAGCGCGAGCAAAAGAUGUAGCCUUGGCAUAAUCCAUCCUGUGAUGAAUACAGGCAACUUAUCAUAUUAACUUAGUAGUUGAUUUAGCCGAUACUUGGCAAGUCAAAAAGUAUCCAUGUGCACUUCAGUUACACACUUUGUGCGCAAUAUAUAAGUGUAGUAACUGAGAAGAAACUGAUCUCGUUUUCUGUCAAUCAACAUGGCCUUUUUUCGCAGGUUCUGAAAUCAUCAUAAAUGAAUAACAUGAAGGUCUCACUCAGAAUUACGUAAUUUUUACUUUUUUGUAGAAGAUUGCCAAGCAGUUGGCCAAUAGUAAUCGUGCUUUAGUUGUCUUUGUCUCAACUUUCUGGAGUUGCAAAACCGAAUAAACCGAAACUGGAAUUGACAUGAGGUUGUCUGAGAAGAACCAUUGCGUUUCAUUACAAGAAACGCUGGUCAAGGCUGUAGCCUGGAUUUGACCAAUUACAACAUGUAAACAAUUCUACCAGACAAAACACGACAAACGUGACAAAACGUGACGUGUUCAAAAGACUAAUGUGAAAUUCACGUAUAUAUAUGUAAUUUUAGUAAGACCUUAUGUUUAUUCCUUUAUGCUUCAAUCAAUAAGUAGACGAAUGUAAGAGUUUAACGCGAUUCAUAUAGAUUCGAUUCAUUGAUUAAGUAUUGAGGGUUUUUCGUUGGCUGGUCGACGUCGUUGAACAUCUCAAGGUUCUUUGUCAAUAUCCAUAUCAAUUUCAGGCGGAUCCAGGGGAGGUUGUUACACCAGACGCACGCCCUUCUCCACCCCGUCACGAGACCGUGUGCUAUUUGCCAUGUUGCCCGUUGCAGCCGGUCGACAUUUCGACAUGUCUCCCGGCAGGGUCACAGUUGUCGGAUCUUCAUAGCUUCGGCACCUUUCUGCUACUUAUGAAUAACUUCUGCUUCAACGGAAAGCCUCGGGAGACAUUGCAUCCCGGCGGCGCAAAAUUCGGCAUGUUACCCACCGUGGCGGGCAAGAAAAGCAAAGCAAAAUCGAAACCACACACAAUUAGAAAAAAAUCAUGUACAUAAUACAUUUUUUUACUGUCACAGUUACAGUAUGUGCAUUUCAAUCAAUUAACCGUUAAAUGUGCGUCUUAUUCAGGAGUACUGCGAUUGAUUCAAUUCACAGUUCAAUUGUAAUGACAGUCCUCGGGAUGGGCGGACAUGUAUGUAGCUAAAUAUUUUCUCCAUGUGGCAAUUUCCAAUGCUGACCUCAGUUACACUAUUGUUUCCAGGCAUAUAUUAUUAUCUCAAUUUGACAUCAUUAGACUUGCGUGUCGACGGUUAUUUCAACUUUUAAGUGUAGCAUCAUGAUGAUAUGCAUAAGAGGGUAAGCAGUCUAGGUUUGAUAUCCCGUAAUAUUCCACAGCUGCUCCCCGACUUCAUCACUCGCUCUUUGGUGAUAUGCUUCAUAUAUUAGGACCCUGCCACCAUACAUACGCCUCUUCAACUGGUGAAAAUAUCAGCCAAAUUCUACUUCUGGGAGACUCUCUACUUCCACACUCCAUACUAGGCAUAGGCAUGUGGCAAGAAGAAGCUUGUACCCUUUAUCUCAACUAGCUGGCGGCUAACCGAUUGGCCGCAUCAGAAAGAGUUUCCAUACAACCGACUCUAACCUUCGACUGUCCAGUCACGAAGCGGCAGCCAAUCAAAAAGGCCAUCGGGAUCCCAUCUCAGAAGGUAAUUUCCACACACAUCUUAAAUUCAAAUCCGUUGUUUCCUCCCGAAGCUUACCGUGAUCGAGCCGUGAACGAUGAAAAUGUUAACGUACUUCAUAACACCAUUAAAUUUGUCGUCCACUGAUGCAGCUUUUGGUGCCUAAAUUUCAUGAUAAGUGAGGUUUCGCUAUCCCGUUUCGAGAAAUGACAACUUUUUGUGCAUGACGUCAUCAGUCGAGACAGCGUGAUGAGACAGGCCGUAUUAUGUACGCCACCAAACAGUCGGUCGAAACACUGAAAACUGUGGAAGAAACCCGUCAGGCACUGCUGGAUGAUCUCGGUCGGGACUACGAGAAAGGGAACGAGAGCCAUUCUCGGUGAAUGGCUUCUCGGAAAGGGAUGGCGAAACCUCUCUACAGAUGCAUUGAUAAAAUAUGAUUUGAUCAAUGUAAUAAGCUGACUGAAGUCUUAUAUCAAUACUAUACAAUUUUAACCAUUGCUUCUACAUUUGACAUUCAGACACAUAUUGAUCACAUUUCAUAGACGCGAUAUAGAGGACGAUCAACUGAAUCGGAGCCGAUAAAAUCACCAUACUUUCCCUGGAUGUUCACAAAAGGAUAGUCGACACACGAUCGAAGAGUCACUUCUAUGCAUUUGAAAUACUGAUCCUGAAAUUUCCCCUAUGACAUGUAUUUUUGAGAAAAAAAAGUUUAAUUCUUUCGAUCGUCGGUUCAUUUGUUGUGCAAAAUUGUUUGAUAAACUUAGCCUAAGAAGUGUACUUUUGUGGAUUAUUUGCAUGGCAAAAUGAGGCCCUAAGGCCGAAGUUACAUAGACUUCAUUCGUUCAUUUACCACGAGUCACUUUCCAGGUUUUUCUUUCAUUCCUCGGUGAAUGCACGCCACAAGGCCGUGCUUUUUACAGGGGAACGAAAGCAAAAGGGGAAAAUGAGUCCUGGGAAAUGAACGAAUGAGGUCUAUGUAACUUCGGCCUUACACGUGUAACAUGAUUGUAAAUGUUUUGCAAAUUUUUCCAAAAUAAGAACAUACACAUGUAAAAAGAUAAUGUAGGAAAAUCUAUAUCCAAAAAGAUAUGAAAUAUUACAAAAAAAGAUCAUGAAAUAAAUAAGAUAUGUGAAAAACAUGUAUCAUCAUGAUAUCACACCAACUAUACAUGUAAUAUAGCCACUUUAAACCGAAAUUUAGCCGGUGUGCAAGGGAUAGUAGUCCUAAGGCUGAUAGUCCGUGUAACAAUAGCCCGCAUUGCUAAAUGUUUUGGUUAGGGUUAGCGGUACAAUAGAUCAUGCUGCUUAAUUGGUCAAAUACAAUGCUACCGGACUAUGACUCCA
Lineus longissimus is the source of this 5418-nucleotide messenger RNA. Its product is annotated as neuronal acetylcholine receptor subunit beta-3-like. The transcript is spliced from 6 exons. Gene Ontology annotation, cellular component: plasma membrane; synapse; neuron projection. Gene Ontology annotation, molecular function: excitatory extracellular ligand-gated monoatomic ion channel activity; transmitter-gated monoatomic ion channel activity involved in regulation of postsynaptic membrane potential; transmembrane signaling receptor activity. The record is from RefSeq and is a predicted model, not a curated record. NCBI's taxonomy places the organism in Eukaryota, Metazoa, Nemertea, Pilidiophora, Heteronemertea, Lineidae. The coding region runs from base 860 to 2335 and encodes 491 amino acids. Gene Ontology annotation, biological process: monoatomic ion transmembrane transport; regulation of membrane potential; chemical synaptic transmission.